Messenger RNA from Dipodomys spectabilis (banner-tailed kangaroo rat), 16494 nucleotides. It is a transcript of the gene Kmt2a, whose product is annotated as lysine methyltransferase 2A. NCBI's taxonomy places the organism in Eukaryota, Metazoa, Chordata, Mammalia, Rodentia, Heteromyidae. Gene Ontology annotation, cellular component: histone methyltransferase complex; nucleus. The record is from RefSeq and is a predicted model, not a curated record. Gene Ontology annotation, molecular function: DNA binding; protein binding; histone H3K4 methyltransferase activity. Gene Ontology annotation, biological process: positive regulation of DNA-templated transcription.
AUGGCGCACAGCUGUCGGUGGCGCUUCCCCGCCCGGCCCGGGACCACCGGGGGCGGCGGCGGCGGGGGGCGCCGGGGCCUAGGGGGCGCCCCGCGGCAACGCGUCCCGGCCCUGCUGCUCCCCCCCGGGCCCCCGGCCGGCGGCGGCGGCCCCGGGGCGCCCCCCUCCCCCCCGGCGGUGGCGGCCGCGGCGGCGGCGGCGGCGGCGGCGGCGGCGGGAAGCAGCGGGGCCGGGGUUCCAGGGGGAGCGGCCGCCGCCUCGGCCGCCUCCUCGUCGUCCGCCUCGUCUUCGUCUUCGUCAUCGUCUUCAGCCUCCUCGGGGCCGGCCCUGCUCCGGGUGGGCCCGGGCUUCGACGCGGCGCUGCAGGUUUCGGCCGCCAUCGGCACCAACCUGCGCCGGUUCCGGGCCGUGUUUGGGGAGAGCGGCGGGGGAGGCGGCAGCGGAGAGGAUGAGCAGUUCUUAGGUUUUGGCUCAGAUGAAGAAGUCAGAGUGCGAAGUCCCACAAGGUCUCCUUCAGUUAAAACUAGUCCUCGAAAACCUCGUGGGAGACCUAGAAGUGGCUCUGACCGAAAUUCAGCUAUCCUCCCAGACCCAUCUGUGUUUUCCCCUCUAAGUAAAUCAGAGACCAAAUCUGGAGAUAAGAUCAAGAAGAAAGAUUCUAAAAGCAUAGAGAAGAAGAGAGGAAGACCACCCACCUUCCCUGGAGUAAAAAUCAAAAUAACACACGGAAAAGACAUUUCAGAGCUGCCAAAGGGGAACAGAGAAGAUAGCCUAAAGAAAAUUAAACGGACACCUUCUGCGAUGUUUCAGCAAGCCACAAAGAUUAAAAAACUAAGAGCAGGUAAACUCUCUCCUCUCAAGUCUAAGUUUAAGACAGGGAAGCUUCAAAUAGGAAGGAAAGGGGUACAGAUCGUUCGCCGGCGAGGACGGCCUCCAUCCACAGAGCGGAUAAAGACCCCUUCAGGUCUCCUCCUCAGCUCCGAACUGGAAAAGCCCCAGAAGGUCCGCAAGGACAAGGAAGGCACCCCUCCACUCCCGAAAGAAGACAAGACAGUUGUCAGGCAAAGCCCCCGAAGGAUUAAGCCAGUCAGGAUUAUUCCUUCUUCUAAAAGGACCGAUGCGACAAUCGCUAAGCAGCUCUUGCAGAGGGCCAAGAAGGGGGCUCAAAAGAAAAUCGAAAAAGAAGCGGCUCAGUUGCAAGGAAGAAAGGUGAAGACGCAGGUGAAAAACAUCCGCCAGUUCAUCAUGCCCGUGGUCAGCGCCAUCUCCUCGAGGAUCAUCAAGACGCCCCGGCGCUUCAUCGAGGACGAGGACUAUGACCCACCCAUCAAAAUUGCCCGGCUCGAGUCCACCCCAAAUAGUAGAUUCAGUGCCACUUCCUGCGGCUCUUCUGAAAAGUCCAGUGCAGCUUCCCAGCACUCCUCCCAAAUGUCUUCAGACUCCUCCCGCUCCAGUAGUCCCAGCAUCGACACCACCACAGACUCGCAGGCCUCCGAGGAGGCCCAGGCGCUCCCUGAAGAGCGCAGUGACACCCCUGAAGUUCACACCCCACUGCCUGUUUCCCAGUCCCCCGAGAACGAGAGCAGUGAGAGGAGAAGCAGAAGGUAUUCCGUGUCAGAGAGGAGUUUUGGAUCUAGAACCACUAAGAAAUUGUCAGCUCUGCAGAAUGCUCCCCAGCAGCAGCCCUCCUCCUCCCCCCCUCCCCCUCUGCUCACUCCCCCCCCUCCCCUGCAGCCAGCCUCCGGCAUCUCUGACCACACCCCUUGGCUCAUGCCCCCCACCAUCCCCUUAGCGUCACCGUUUUUGCCUGCUUCUGCGGCUUCCCUGCAAGGGAAGCGCAAGUCCAUUUUGCGAGAGCCUACGUUUAGGUGGACGUCGUUAAAGCAUUCUAGGUCAGAGCCACAAUACUUUUCCUCAGCAAAGUAUGCCAAAGAAGGUCUGAUCCGCAAACCAAUAUUUGAUAAUUUCCGCCCCCCUCCACUAACUCCUGAGGACGUUGGCUUUGCGUCUGGUUUCUCUGCAUCCGGCACUGCUGCUUCGGCCCGGUUGUUCUCCCCACUCCAUUCUGGAACAAGGUUUGAUAUGCACAAAAGGAGCCCUCUUCUCAGAGCUCCGAGAUUCACUCCAAGUGAGGCACACUCUAGAAUAUUCGAGUCCGUGACCUUGCCUAGUAAUCGAACUUCUGCUGGGACGUCCUCUUCCGGAGUCUCUAAUAGGAAAAGAAAAAGGAAAGUGUUUAGUCCUAUUCGAUCUGAGCCAAGAUCUCCUUCUCACUCCAUGAGGACAAGGAGCGGAAGGCUUAGCACUUCUGAGCUGUCACCUCUCACUCCCCCGUCUUCUGUCUCUUCUUCGUUGAGCAUUUCUGUUAGUCCUCUUGCCACUAGUGCCUUAAACCCAACUUUUACUUUUCCUUCUCAUUCCCUGACUCAGUCUGGGGAAUCUACAGAGAAAAGCCAGAGAGCAAGGAAGCAGACUAGCGCUCCGUCGUCAGAGCCGUUUUCAUCAAGUAGUCCCACUCCUCUCUUCCCUUGGUUCACCCCAGGCUCUCAGACUGAGAGGGGGAGAAAUAAAGACAAGGCCCCCGAGGAGCUGUCCAAAGACCGAGAUGCUGACAAGAGCGUGGAGAAGGACAAGAGUAGAGAGAGAGACCGGGAGAGAGAGAAGGAGAAUAAGCGGGAGUCCAGGAAAGAGAAAAGGAAAAAGGGAUCAGAAAUUCAGAGUAGUUCGGCUUUGUAUCCUAUGGGUCGGGUUUCCAAAGAGAAGGUUGUUGGUGAAGAUGGUGCCACUUCAUCUUCUGCCAAAAAGGCCACAGGGCGGAAGAAGUCUUCAUCACUUGAUUCUGGGACUGAUCUUGCUUCUGUGACUCUUGGGGAUACAACAGCUGUCAAAACCAAAAUACUUAUAAAGAAAGGGAGAGGAAAUCUGGAAAAAAACAACUUGGACCUCGGCCCAACUGCCCCGUCCCUGGAGAAGGAGAAAGCCCUCUGCCUUUCCACUCCUUCAUCUAGCACUGUUAAACAUUCCACUUCCUCCAUAGGCUCCAUGUUGGCUCAGGCAGACAAGCUUCCAAUGACUGACAAGAGGGUUGCCAGCCUCCUAAAAAAGGCCAAAGCCCAGCUCUGCAAGAUCGAGAAGAGUAAGAGUCUUAAACAGACCGACCAGCCCAAAGCACAGGGUCAAGAAAGUGAUUCAUCAGAGACCUCAGUGCGAGGACCCCGGAUUAAACAUGUCUGCAGAAGAGCUGCUGUUGCCCUUGGCCGAAAACGAGCUGUGUUUCCUGAUGACAUGCCCACCUUGAGUGCCUUACCGUGGGAAGAACGAGAAAAAAUUUUGUCUUCCAUGGGGAAUGAUGACAAGUCAUCAAUUGCUGGCUCUGAAGAUGCUGAACCUCUUGCUCCACCCAUCAAACCAAUUAAGCCUGUCACCAGAAACAAGGCGCCUCAGGAACCUCCAGUGAAGAAGGGACGGCGGUCAAGGCGCUGUGGGCAGUGUCCUGGCUGCCAGGUGCCUGAGGACUGUGGUGUGUGCACUAAUUGCUUAGACAAGCCCAAGUUUGGUGGCCGCAACAUAAAGAAGCAGUGCUGCAAGAUGAGAAAAUGCCAGAAUCUCCAGUGGAUGCCCUCCAAGGCCUACCUUCAGAAGCAAGCUAAAGCUGUGAAAAAGAAAGAGAAAAAGUCUAAGACCAGCGAAAAGAAGGAGAGCAAGGAGAGCACUGUUGUGAAGAACUUGGUGGACUCGAGUCAGAAACCUGCUCCAGCAGCACGCGAGGAUCCGGCCCCGAAGAAGAGCAACAGUGAGCCUCCUGCCCGGAAGCCCGCGGAAGAAAAGAGUGAAGAAGGUCACGCCCCCAUCCCAGCACCCGAACCCAAGCAGGCCACCACCCCAGCUUCCAGGAAGUCCAGCAAACAACUCUCCCAGCCGGCGCCAGCCGCCCCCCCUCAGCCACCCACCACGGGACCCACGAGAAAAGAGGCUCCUAAGACCACGCCAAGUGAACCCAAGAAAAAGCAGCCGCCACCACCGGAAUCAGGUCCAGAGCAGAGCAAGCAGAAAAAAGUGGCUCCCCGCCCAAGUAUCCCUGUAAAACAAAAACCCAAAGAAAAGGAAAAACCACCUCCAGUUAAUAAGCAGGAGAGUGCAGGCACUUUGAACAUCCUCAGCGCCCUCUCCAAUGGCAAUAGUUCUAAGCAGAAAGUCCCAGCAGAUGGAGUCCACAGGAUCAGAGUGGACUUUAAGGAGGAUUGUGAAGCAGAAAACGUGUGGGAGAUGGGAGGCUUAGGAAUCUUGACCUCUGUUCCUAUAACACCUAGAGUCGUUUGCUUUCUCUGUGCCAGUAGUGGGCACGUAGAGUUUGUGUACUGCCAAGUGUGUUGUGAACCCUUCCACAAGUUUUGUUUAGAGGAAAACGAGCGCCCUCUGGAGGACCAGCUGGAAAACUGGUGUUGUCGUCGCUGCAAGUUCUGCCAUGUGUGUGGCAGGCAGCAUCAGGCUGCGAAGCAGCUGCUGGAAUGUAAUAAGUGCCGAAACAGCUACCACCCUGAGUGCCUGGGACCAAACUACCCCACCAAACCCACGAAGAAAAAGAAAGUUUGGAUCUGUACGAAGUGCGUUCGCUGCAAGAGCUGCGGCUCUACAACUCCAGGCAAAGGAUGGGAUGCACAGUGGUCCCACGACUUCUCACUGUGCCAUGACUGUGCCAAACUCUUCGCUAAAGGAAACUUCUGCCCUCUGUGUGACAAGUGCUAUGACGACGACGACUACGAGAGUAAGAUGAUGCAGUGCGGGCGCUGCGACCGCUGGGUCCACUCCAAGUGCGAGAACCUUUCAGAUGAGAUGUAUGAGAUUCUAUCCAAUCUGCCAGAAAGUGUGGCCUACACUUGUGUCAACUGUACUGAGCGGCACCCUGCAGAGUGGCGGCUGGCCCUAGAAAAAGAGCUUCAGCUUUCUCUAAAGCAAGUUUUGACCGCCUUGUUGAAUUCCCGGACUACCAGUCACUUGCUACGCUACCGGCAGGCUGCCAAGCCUCCAGACUUAAACCCUGAGACGGAGGAGAGCAUACCUUCCCGCAGCUCCCCGGAGGGCCCGGAUCCUCCUGUGCUUACUGAGGUCAGCAAGCAGGAUGAGCAGCAGCCUUUAGACCUGGAAGGAGUCAAGAGGAAAAUGGACCAGGGCAACUACACAUCUGUGUUGGAGUUCAGUGAUGAUAUUGUAAAGAUCAUUCAAGCAGCCAUUAAUUCCGAUGGGGGGCAGCCAGAGAUUAAAAAAGCCAACAGCAUGGUCAAGUCCUUCUUUAUCCGGCAAAUGGAAAGAGUUUUUCCAUGGUUUAGUGUCAAAAAGUCCAGGUUUUGGGAGCCAAAUAAAGUAUCAAGCAACAGUGGGAUGCUACCAAACGCAGUGCUUCCACCUUCACUUGACCAUAAUUAUGCUCAGUGGCAGGAGCGAGAGGAGAACAGCCACACCGAACAGCCUCCUCUCAUGAAGAAAAUCAUCCCCGCUCCCAAACCCAAGGGCCCUGGAGAACCAGACUCGCCCACGCCUCUGCAUCCUCCCACACCGCCGAUUUUGAGUACUGAUCGGACUCGAGAAGACAGCCCAGAGCUGAACCCGCCCCCAGGCAUAGAGGAUAACAGACAAUGUGCAUUGUGUUUGAUGUAUGGUGAUGACAGUGCAAAUGAUGCUGGUCGUUUGCUGUACAUUGGCCAGAAUGAGUGGACACAUGUGAAUUGUGCUCUGUGGUCAGCAGAAGUAUUUGAAGAUGAUGAUGGGUCACUAAAGAAUGUGCACAUGGCGGUGGUCAGGGGCAAGCAGCUGAGAUGCGAAUUCUGCCAAAAGCCAGGAGCCACUGUGGGUUGCUGUCUCACCUCCUGCACAAGCAACUACCAUUUCAUGUGUUCCCGAGCCAAGAACUGUGUCUUUCUGGAUGAUAAAAAGGUGUACUGCCAACGACACCGGGAUUUGAUCAAAGGCGAGGUGGUUCCUGAGAAUGGAUUCGAAGUGUUUAGAAGAGUUUUUGUGGAUUUUGAAGGGAUCAGCUUGAGAAGGAAGUUCCUCAAUGGCUUAGAACCAGAAAAUAUACACAUGAUGAUUGGCUCAAUGACAAUCGACUGCUUGGGAAUUUUGAAUGAUCUGUCUGACUGUGAAGAUAAACUCUUUCCUAUUGGAUAUCAGUGUUCCCGGGUGUACUGGAGCACCACCGAUGCCCGAAAACGUUGUGUGUAUACAUGCAAGAUAGUGGAGUGCCGGCCUCCGGUUGUAGAGCCAGACAUCAAUAGCACUGUGCAACACGAUGAAAACAGGACCAUUGCCCACAGUCCGUCAUCGCUUACUGAAAUUUCCUCUAAAGACAGUCAAAAUACAGCUGCAAUUCUCAGUCCUCCAUCACCAGACCGACCUCCGCAUGCGCAAACCUCUAGUUCCUGCUAUUACCAUGUCAUCUCCAAGGUUCCUAGGAUUCGAACACCCAGCUACUCUCCUACACAGAGAUCCCCUGGCUGUCGACCAUUGCCUUCUGCAGGAAGUCCUACCCCAACCACUCAUGAAAUCGUCACAGUGGGUGAUCCUCUCCUCUCCUCCGGACUGCGAAGCAUUGGCUCGAGGCGCCACAGUACUUCCUCCCUGUCGCCUCUCCGGUCAAAGCUCCAGAUAGUCUCUCCCAUGAGAACUGGAAACACUUACUCCAGGAAUAGUGUCUCCUCCGUCUCCGCCAGUGGGACUGCUCCAGACGCUGAGGCGAGUGCCAAAGUGGAUCACGGCUUAGGGCCACCGAAUUCAAGCGUGAAUCUGGGGCAUGGCACUCCCACCUCAGGAAGGACCGUGGCCACUGUAGGCGCUAAAACAAGCCACUUGGAUGGAUCGUCAUCUUCAGAAAUGAAGCAUUCCAGUGCUUCAGACUCAGCAUCCAAGAGUUCCUCUUUAAAGGGAGAGAAGACCAAAAUGCUGAGUUCCAAGAGCUCAGAGGGAGCUGCCCAUGUGGCUCACGCUGCCAUUCCCAAACUGGCCUCCCAGGCUCAUAACGCCACUUCUGGAGAGCUGAGUGUUAGCAAAACUGGCGCUUUCUCUGAGAUGUCUUCAGUGUCAUUUCCUUCCAAAGAGGCCCUUCCGUUCGCACAACUCCAUUUAAGAGGGCAAAGGAAUGAUCGAGACCAACACACAGAGUCUGCCCAACCAGCAAACCUCUCCCCAGAUGAAGAUAUUGAAGUCAAAACUCUGAAACUUUCUGGAGUAAGCAAUAGGUCGUCCAUUAUCAAUGAACAUGUGGGAUCUAGUUCCAGAGACAGGAGGCAGAAAGGGAAAAAAUCUUCUAAGGAAACUUUCAAAGAAAAGCAUUCCAGUAAAUCUUUUUUGGAACCUGGUCAAGUAACAGCUAAUGAGGACGGAAACCUAAAGCCAGAGUUCAUUGAUGAAGUUUUGACUCCUGAGUUUAUGGGGCAGCGGCCAUGUAAUAACAUUUCUUCUGAGAAGAUCGGGGAUAAGGGCCUUUCUCUUUCAGGAGUCCCUAAAGCUGUAUCCAUGCAAGUAGAAGAGUCUUGCAAGGAAUCACAGGCACCCCGGAAAUGCACCGUCAAGGUGACACCACUAAAAAUGGAAAGUGAGAGUCAAUCCAAAAAUGCCCUGAAAGAAAGCGGUCCUGCCUCCCCUGUGCAAAUGGAAUCCGCAUCACCAACAGACCCUGUUUCAGCCUCCAAAAGUCCAGGGGAUGGUCCAGUGAUCCAACCAAGCCCCAACAAUACCUCAUCCCAGGAGUCUCAGAGGAACAGCUACCAGAACCUUCCAGUGCAGGACAGAAACCUACUACUGCCAGAUGGCCCCAAACCUCAGGAGGAUGGCUCUUUUAAGAGGAGAUAUCCCCGCCGCAGUGCCCGCGCGCGGUCUAACAUGUUUUUUGGGCUCACCCCGCUCUAUGGCGUCAGAUCCUACGGGGAAGAAGACAUUCCAUUCUACAGCAGCUCCCCUGGGAAGAAGCGAGGCAAGAGAUCGGCAGAAGGACAGGUAGACGGGGCUGAUGACCUGAGCACUUCAGAUGAAGACGACUUAUACUAUUACAACUUCACCAGAACAGUCAUUUCUUCAGGUGGGGAGGAGCGGCUCGCGUCCCACAACUUGUUUCGGGAAGAGGAGCAGUGUGACCUCCCCAAAAUUUCACAGUUGGAUGGUGUUGACGACGGGACCGAGAGUGACACGAGCGUCACAGCCACGACAAGGAAAAGCAGCCAGAUCGCAAAGAGAAACGGCAAAGAAAACGGAACGGAAAAUUUAAAGAUUGAUCGGCCCGAAGAUGCUGGAGAAAAAGAACAUGGCACUAAGAGUUCUGUGGGCCACAAAAGUGAGCCGAAGAUGGACAACUGCCACUCCGUAAGCAGGCUGAAAACACAGGGGCAGGAUUCCUUAGAAGCUCAGCUCAGCUCAUUGGAGUCGAGCCGCAGAGUCCACGCGAGCACCCCAUCAGACAAAAACCUACUGGACACCUACAACACUGAGCUCCUGAAGUCGGACUCCGACAACAACAACAGUGACGACUGUGGGAACAUCCUGCCUUCGGACAUCAUGGACUUUGUACUGAAGAAUACCCCGUCCAUGCAGGCCUUGGGGGAGAGCCCGGAGUCCUCAUCCUCUGAACUCUUGAAUCUUGGUGAAGGGUUGGGCCUUGACAGCAAUCGUGAGAAAGACAUGGGUCUUUUUGAAGUAUUUUCUCAGCAGCUGCCAACCACAGAACCCGUGGACAGUAGCGUCUCUUCCUCGAUCUCAGCAGAGGAGCAGUUUGAGUUGCCUCUAGAACUGCCAUCUGAUCUGUCCGUCCUCACCACCCGGAGUCCCACAGUCCCUAGCCAGAAUCCCAGUCGACUGGCGGUAAUCUCAGAUUCCGGGGAGAAGCGAGUGGCCAUCACAGAAAAAUCGGUGGCCUCUGCUGACGGUGACCCAGCGCUGCUGAGCCCAGGGGUCGAUCCUGCUCCCGAGGGUCACAUGACUCCUGACCACUUCAUCCAGGGUCACAUGGAUGCCGACCACAUCUCCAGCCCUCCGUGUGGUUCUGUGGAACAGAGUCAUGGCACCAGUCAGGAUUUACCUCGGAACAGUAGCACUCCUGGCCUUCAGGUACCCGUUUCCCCAACUGUGCCCAUCCAGAACCAGAAGUACGUGCCCAAUUCUACUGAUAGCCCCGGCCCUUCUCAGAUUUCUAACGCAGCUGUCCAGACCACUCCACCCCACCUGAAGCCAGCCACCGAGAAACUCAUUGUGGUGAACCAGAACAUGCAGCCGCUUUAUGUUCUCCAAACUCUUCCAAAUGGAGUGACCCAGAAAAUCCAAUUGACCUCUCCUGUUAGUUCUGCCCCCAGUGUGAUGGAGACCAAUUCUUCAGUAUUGGGGCCCAUGGGAAGUGGUCUCACCCUGACCACUGGACUGAACCCCAGCUUGCCGGCUUCUCAGUCCCUGUUCCCCCCUGCUAGCAAAGGACUGCUCUCCAUGCCUCAUCACCAGCACUUGCAUUCCUUCCCCGCCGCUACUCAGAGUAGCUUCCCACCCAACAUCAGCAGUCCGCCUUCGGGCCUACUUAUUGGGGUUCAACCUCCUCCAGAUCCCCAACUUUUGGUUUCAGAAGCCAACCAGAGGACAGACCUCACUACCACAGUAGCCACCCCAUCCUCUGGACUCAAGAAAAGACCCAUCUCUCGUCUACACACACGGAAAAACAAAAAACUCGCGCCCUCUAGCACCCCCUCCACCAUUGCCCCUUCCGACGUGGUUUCCAAUAUGACGUUGAUCAACUUCACACCCUCCCAGCUUUCCAGUCAUCCUAAUCUCUUAGAUUUGGGGUCGCUUAAUACUUCCUCUCACCGAACUGUCCCCAACAUCAUAAAAAGAUCUAAAUCUGGUGUGAUGUAUUUUGAACAGGCCCCGCUGUUACCACAGAGUGUGAGCGGAACUCCCGCCCCGGCAACGAUAAGCCAGGAUGCCAGCCACCUCGCCACGGGGCCCGUGUCCGGCUUGGCGUCCAGCCCCUCUGUCUUGAAUGUGGUGUCUAUGCAAACGUCCACAACCCCUACGAGUAGUGCGUCAGUUCCGGGACACGUCACCUUAACCAGCCCGAGGUUGCUUGGGUCCUCAGACAUUGGCUCCAUCAGCAAUCUUCUAAUCAAAGCCAGCCAGCAGAGCCUGGGUAUUCAGGAACAGCCUGUGACUUUACCACCAAGCUCGGGAAUGUUCCCGCAACUAGGGACCACACAGACGCCCUCUACAGCGGCAAUGGCCGCAGGCUCAAGCAUCUGUGUGCUCCCUUCUCCACAGACUUCGGCCAUGGCCUCCACGUCUCCUCCUGCGGAGACAGAAGAGCACUAUCAGCUGCAGCACGUGAACCAGCUCCUCGCUGGCAAAACCGGGAGCCUCUCUUCCCAGCGGGAUCUGGAUUCUGCCUCUGGGACCCCGGCACCCAACUUCACCCAAACAGCCGAUGUCCCUAACAACGUGAGGUUGGAGCAGAGCAAGGCCUUGCCCCCCGCUGCGCCGGCCAGCUCGGCCUCUCCCGGCGGCUCUCCCUCUUCUGGACAGCAGUCCUCGAGCCCUUCAGUGCCAGCUCCCACCAAAACCAAAGCAAAAGUCAAACGGAUCCAGCUGCCUCUGGACAAAGGGAGUGGCAAGAAGCACAAAGUUUCCCACUCGAGGACCAGUUCCGAAGCACACGUUCCAGACCAAGAAGCCAGCACGACCGCCGGGCCGCCGGUCGCAGGGGCCCUGGGAGCAGAGACAGAGCAGCCGGACGCAGCAAGGGUGGAGCAGCCAGCACAGAAGCCGCUGCAGAAGGAGUGUGGGCAGCCCAGAGGACAAGUGGCUGUUCUUCCAGAGGUUCAGGCAACACCGAAUCCAACAAGCGAGCAAGAAAAUACAGAACCUAAAGCAGUGGAAGAAGAAGAAAGCAGUUUCAGCUCUCCUCUGAUGCUUUGGCUCCAGCAAGAACAGAAGCGGAAGGAAAGCAUUGCUGAGAAAAAGCCCAAGAAAGGACUUGUUUUUGAAAUUUCAAGUGAUGAUGGCUUUCAGAUCUGUGCAGAAAGUAUUGAAGAUGCCUGGAAGUCACUGACAGAUAAAGUCCAGGAAGCUCGAUCGAAUGCGCGCCUGAAGCAGCUGUCAUUUGCAGGUGUGAACGGCUUGAGGAUGCUGGGGAUUCUCCAUGAUGCAGUUGUGUUCCUGAUUGAGCAGCUGUCUGGUGCCAAGCACUGUCGGAAUUACAAAUUCCGUUUCCACAAACCUGAAGAGGCCAAUGAACCCCCCUUGAACCCCCACGGCUCAGCCAGGGCUGAGGUCCAUCUGAGGAAGUCGGCAUUUGAUAUGUUUAACUUCCUGGCUUCUAAACACCGACAGCCUCCUGAGUACAACCCCAAUGACGAGGAAGAGGAGGAGGUGCAGCUGAAGUCCGCUCGGAGAGCAACUAGCAUGGAUCUGCCGAUGCCCAUGCGUUUCCGGCACUUAAAAAAGACUUCUAAGGAGGCAGUUGGUGUCUACAGGUCUCCCAUCCACGGACGGGGUCUUUUCUGCAAGAGAAACAUCGAUGCAGGUGAGAUGGUGAUUGAGUAUGCCGGCAACGUCAUCCGUUCCAUCCAGACCGACAAGCGGGAGAAGUAUUAUGACAGCAAGGGCAUCGGCUGCUACAUGUUCCGCAUUGACGACUCCGAAGUAGUGGAUGCCACCAUGCAUGGGAACGCCGCGCGCUUCAUCAAUCACUCGUGUGAGCCCAACUGCUACUCACGCGUCAUCAACAUCGAUGGGCAGAAGCACAUCGUCAUCUUCGCCAUGCGCAAGAUCUACCGGGGCGAGGAGCUCACCUACGACUACAAGUUCCCCAUCGAGGACGCCAGCAACAAGCUGCCCUGCAACUGCGGCGCUAAGAAAUGCCGCAAGUUCCUGAACUAACGCUGCUCUUUCCCCCGGGCCCAAGUACCAGCACCCAGGGCCACCCAAAGCAGUGCUGAAGGCCUUGCUCCAGGACCAAGUGGGCUGGUGGAGGGGCCUCUGUGGCCGAGCCCCCUAAUGUCCAUAUUCAUGUCAUACAUGUGGUCAGAGUCUUAGAAAUGAGGUCUCAAAGAAAAGAUCCAUGACGGGCUUUCUUGGAGGACCCCUCUUGACUGUCAGCUGUUAAGCUUGCUGGGGAACUAGGUCCUGGGCGAUGUGCCUGGAAGGAGCCUCGGAGGCUUGGUUUUCUUGGGAGGCGGGGCCUGAGCAUUCCUCCAAAAGCAGUUGUCUUCCUCACCUCAGCUCUUCCCCAGGCUCUCGGAGCCGAGGGUCAGGCAGGACUGAGAUACAGGGCUGGCUGGACACAGCCUGCUAGUCUGCCAGCCAGGCCCUGCCUGUGGCCAUCUGUUGAACAGACAGAGGUCUGGUGGUUUUCCCUGCUCGCCUCCUCCUUGAGAGAGUUCACUUCCAGCUGGGAGACAGGAUUCCUGGCACCUCUGGUGUCAAAAGGCUGUCUUGGGGUUGUGCCAAUUAAUUACCAAACAUUGAGCCUGUGGGCCGGAAGUGGGAGUACUUAAUCCCUGUGAGCCUUAUCUCAGCCAGUCACCUUCUUGACCAUAGGAGCGGCUUUCCUCUGCCAUUCUUCUCUUCACUCCACCUUCCUUCCUGUCCUCCAUCCCACUGCUUUCCCAUCCUGCUUCCUGGGUGGUAGGGGAGCUGACUCCCCGCUCAGGGGCACUCGCCGGUGGGCGCAGGGCGUGCCUACAUGAAGGUCCCCGAGCUGCAAGCACUCCAGGGGGGAAGUGGACAGGAGCCGCUAGCCAGAACCAGACAGAAUUUGAAGACUUUGUGCAACUCUCCCCUGAGAGUUCUGAAGAAAUACAUGUAGCAUGAUUUUUUUAGAAGAGGAUACAGAUUGUUUCAAUAGGAUUUGAAUCAUGCAACCUCCGGAGUACCAUAACCAGGAGAACCCCUGCACCCCUCCCUUCCUAGGACACGGGAACCUUCUUUCCCCUCUUUAAGACAUAGGAAGACUUCGUUUUUAAAUAGUCAGUGUCUAGUUGAAGGCAGAACACUAAUCAUUUCAAGGCCCAAAACUUGGGGACUAGACCGCGGGGCGUGGAGGGCCCGCCGCUGCCAGCUGCCAGCGGGCGGCCGCGGCUCAAGCGAACUCAAUGACACUACCGCCCCGGCCCCGCGCGGGUGCGCGCGCGCGCAGCAUCCAGUGUUUUUCUCUUCCUUCCCCCAAGACAGGGCGUGUCUUGAACCUGUUAAAUUAAGUCAUUGGAUUUUACUCUGUUCUGUUUACAGUUUACUAUUUAAGGUUUUAUAAAUGUAAAUAUAUUUUGUAUAUUUUUCUAUGAGAAGCACUUCAUAGGGAGAAGCACUUAUGACAAGGCUAUUUUUUAAACCGCGGUAUUAUCCUAAUUUAAAAGAAAAUCGGUUUUUAAUAAUUUUUUAUUUUCAUAGGAUGAAGUUAGAGGAAAUAUUCAGCUGUGCACACAAAGUCUGGCUUUCCCGCCCCGCUUCCCCCUGGAGGGCGUGCUUUUCCUUGUUUCACAUGUAGCUUGUUCGUGCCCCGUGACCAGUGUUCUCUGGUCGGUUCUUGAAGGAAGAUCACUCAGCUCCAUUAGGCCGCUCCCGUCCUUUCCCAAGGAAGCCCCUCCUCCCAAGGCUACAGGAGGAUCUUGACUCGCCAGUUUCUUCUUUCUGGCGCUGGCUCCGAGCACCGCCGCCCCGAGCCGGGCAGCGGCUCGCGCAUUUCCCUCAUCUUGCCUUACUUCAGAGUUAGCAGCCAACCAGUUCCGUGGCACCUUGACAUCCUCCAUCACCAUCUGUCUCAUAGAUCAUUUCCUUUUUCUUUCCUUUCCCUCUGCCCACCAAGUCCUCAGAUCCGCAAAGAACCCGCUGAUCCCCUGUGCCCUCUUUCGGGGCGGCCUGUUGAAACUGAAGCACAGUGCGACCGCUCACGGUAAAGCAGACCCGCGCCAAGCGGCCUUGCCCAGCAGUGAAGUCCACGGCGGGGAGGGGAGGGGCGCCCUUUUCUCGCCCAUUCCUCUGCAAGUCUAGCAAAGCAAUACGACUCAGCCCAGCACUCUGCCCCAGGACUCCCGGCUCUGCGGUGCCUUCCAUCCUGGGCUCCCUUUUCUCCCAAGACCUUAAGGACUUGGUCUGGUGGCUUUGCUGGACCCUUGUCGCUGUCGCCGCUGUCAUGCAGGGAGCCCAGCACUGUGGCCAGGGCGGCAGAGGCUUCCUUGCCGUCGUGGCGAAGUGCCAGCAGGGGACUGGGCAGCAGCCUACCCAGCCCUCGCCUCCCGUCCUCCUCUUCCCAUGAACGAGAUACGGUGGCCCGAGGGGUCCCACGCGCGUCUCGUUCACUUUAUUAUUGCACUGUGUGAGGUUUUUUUGGUAAAUCCUUGUAUUCCUAUUUUUUUUAAUGAAAAAAAAAAAACUUAAGCUGCAUUUGUUACUGAAAUGAUUAAUGCACUGAUGGGUCGUGAAUUCACCGUGAGAGAGACCCAGAGGCAGCCCGAGGGUGGGGGAAACUCAGCUAAACAGACCUAGUCACUGCCCUGCUAGGCCAAGCUGUACUGUGAGCCCUCAUCCUCGUCCAUACCCACGCCCCGAGGACAGGGGAGGAGCACACUCUGCCUCCCCUGCCAGCUGCAGAACGGUUUGCCUUGCCUUCUCACCCCGACUGUCACCCACAGAAAGGAGAAAACUCCCUCUCGCAGCUCAGCCUUGAGUCCAUUGCCAAAAUCAGCAUACCUGCCAGCAACUCGGGGGACAAACUAAGGUUUCCCUAGGAAGAGGGGAAGAAGGCAAAAAUGGCCUGGCUGUCUCCAAAACUGUGUCUGAAAACUAUUGUCUGUUUUGAAAGUGACCAAGGGACCCUCCGCACCAAAGUGCUGACUGAGGAAUUGGCGGGAGGAGGGGAGGUCAUUCCCAGGAGUCCCCCCUGAGGGGCAUCCCAGAUCCCAAGGAGUACAGCUCGAGCCUGGUCAGUUCUCAGAGCCAGCUCAUGUACCGCUUUGCUGCUAGAACCUGUUGUGGCUGCACUUUCUGGUGGCUCCGUGACAGCUGUGUGGCCAGUACAGCUGCAUGGCGUUGACCCCUUGGCCGGAACCUGGUCCCCUGGUUCCUCUCCCCUCCUCCCCCCCCCCCCCCCCCCCGUGGCUUCCCUCCCCCAUUCUUAGGUCAGUAGCAGUGAACAGGGACACCCCUGCAACUGUGUUUUGAACCAGGCUCCUUUACCAGGUCCCAGCUUACCACCACCCUGACAACCCCCCGGCCAACGCAGUGAGCACCAUGCAGUCACCUUGAUUUAAAAAAACCUUAUAUAACAACACACACGCACACGCGCGCACACACACACACACACACACAGCAUCUUUUAAUGAAUGUAUCUUUCUAAAGGACUGACGUUCAAACAAUUAUCUGAAAAUACUAAAGGUCAAAAACCUUGUCAGAUGUUAAGUUUGAUUUGGGAUUCUUUUUCAUAGAAAUCAACUUGUUUUUUAAGGAAAAGCGGGUCAUUGCAAAGGGCUGGGUGUAAUUUUGUGUUUUCACUUCCUUCAUUUUAAAAGCAAUACAAGGUUAUUGAGCAGAUGGUUUUGUGCCGAAUCAUGAAUAUCAGUCAAGUCUCACACUCUGAAAACUUGCAACUUUUUUGUUUGUUUUGGUUUUCAAAUAAAUAUAAAUAUGAUAUAUAUAGGAACUAAUAUAGUAAUGCACCAUGUAACAAAGCCUAGUUCAGUCCAUGGCUUUUAAUUCUCUUUAACACUAUAGAUAAGGAUUGUGUUACAGUUGCUAGCAGAGCAGGAAAAUGUCAGGCUAGCGUUCCUCUGAUUUUCACAUCGGGGACCCCAAGCCACAGGGGGGUUGGCAAAAUCCACCAUUCUCCCAGAGAGCAAUGUGGAAAUGGUGUCACCUGGAUUUUUCCUGCUCGUGAAUGUUGCCAGUCAGUACCUGUACUCUUUGUUUCUCUACUUUUGGUUAUGAAUGUUGGGGUUACCACCUGCAUUUAGGGGAAACUUGUGUUCUGUGCUUUCCUGGUAUCUUGUUCUGAGGUACUCUAGUUCUGUCUUUCAACCAAGAAAAUAGAUUUGUGGUGUUUCUUUUAUUGAACUUUUAACAGUCUCUUUAGUAAAUACAGGUAGUUGAAUAAUUGUUUCAAGAUCAACAGACGACAAGCUUCUAGAAAUAAGACAUUUCUCGACAACUUUAUCAUGUAUAACAGAUCUUUUGAGUUUUUUUUUUUCCUGUGUUCUUCCAAGCUUCUGGUUAGAGAAAAAGAGAAAGAAAAAAAAAAAAGAAAAAAAAGGAAAAUGUUUGUAAGUCCAUCAGUGUUAACUCCCUGUGACAGGGGUGAAGGAAAAUACUUUAAUAGUUCAAAAAAUAAUAAUGCUGAAAGCUCUCUACGAAAGACUGAAUGUAAAAGUAAAAAGUGUACAUAGUUGUAAAAAAAAAAAAAAGGAGUUUUUAAACAUGUUUAUUUUCUAUGCACUUUUUUUUAUUUAAGUGAUAGUUUAAUUAAUAAACAUGUCAAGUUUA